UCUGAUGUUUGACUCUAACCUUCUCUAACCUAAUAGGGGCUGGUCUGGUAGAGAGGUGUGAUUAACACGUGGAUAGAUUGUGAACAUGUGCGACAAUGAAAUUGAUUUACACGACAGCGAUCAGGAUGUUUCUGAACAUCACUCGAAACUUGUCGGAGCCGUGGAACAGCUCGAUAAAGGACGAAGAGUGAAGAAGGCUGAAAGAAGCGAACCCAGUAUACAAGUAUCUGAAUAUCAUUUAGUAAAAAGUGGAGUAACAGAUAAGGAUUCCGUACGUAUACAAGAUUUGGUGAAGUCACUGGGACGAAGAAAAGAUCAAAACAAUAUUAGUAAGAAGCUACGAUACAUUCAGAAGAAGAGCAGAGUUCUUCCUAAACCAUUGGAGAAACCAGCUGCUGAAAGAAUAAAAAGGGCAGUUGGAUAUGAUAAUGUCAAAAAGGAUUUGACCAAAUGGAAUGGUAUAAUUGCUAGAAACAGAAUAGCGGAUCAGCUGUCUUUUCCAUUAAAACGUACAGCAGAAGUGAAAAAUUUCAAUGCUUCAAAAACUCCUGACUUUUUGAAAGGAUUCAAAACAAAAUCUGAUCUAAUGAAAAAAUUUGAGGAAGUGGAUCCAUCGUUACUAUAUCCUCCCGCCGAGGAAGAAGAGAAGGAUAAUAAAUGUAAAAUGGCAAAGAAGGAAAUGAUUUUAAAGAGGAAAAAAAUUGCUAGACUCAGAGCACAACAGUCAUACCAAGAGGCGAAGACACAUCGUCAACGUAAGAUAAAGAGCAAGAAGUUUCAUCGCAUUCAAAAGAAAGACAAGAUUAAACAGCAGUUGAAGGAAUUCGAGAUAUUGCAAAAUACUAAUCCAGAAGAGGCUUUGGCAAAGUUAGAACAGUUAGAUAAAACUCGUGCAGAAGAGAGAAUAUCAUUAAGACACAAGAACACAGGUCAAUGGGCUAAGAAUCAACAAAUCAGAGCCAAAUACAACAAAGAAACUCGACAGAUACUUGCUAAUCAUUUGGCUAUUAGCAGAGAACUGACACAAAAAUUAAAGAGAAUUGACACUGAUGAUGAGGAUGAGGAUGAGGAACAGAAAGAUGAAGAAGAUAUAUUAUUAAAAAAUGACAAUGAGGACAAUAUGAAGACUGAAUCUGAAUUUGAUGACUUUGUUAUGAAUUAUCAAAGAUACAGGGAUAAGAAACAACAGAAAAAAGAAGAAAAAAAGGAAGAGAAAAAUAUCGAAAAUUCGAAUGAAGUUAUAUCGAAAAAGAAAGAGGUGAUAUUAGGUAGCAAUAAAGUGGUAGCAAAAAAUUCUAAAACAACAAAUGUGAAGAAAAAUAAUGAUACUUUACAAGAAAAUUCAAAUGAUAAAAACAAAAGGGAGAGCGAAAAUCCAUGCUACAUUGCAGGUGCUACAUCUGAAUGGCAUGUUGAAGAAUGUAAUGAAAGUAAUAAUGAAAUGGAAAUUAAACUGUGUAAUAAAAAAUACAAAUCGCAAAAUAUAGACGAAAUGUUUGAUGUCAUGGAAGAAAAACUAAAGCAUAAAGUGGACCUGAAGCUGCAAAAAUUGAAGAACAAACUUAAUACAAAGAGCAAUGUGAAAAAGCAUGAGGAAGAAGAAAAGGAGAACGAAGAUGAUUUGUCAAAUCUUGAAUUUGAAAAUUUCAAACAAAAACCUAUCUUCGAUUAUCCUCUGGAGGAAACGACUUCUAGAGAAAACGUGCAGGUAGAUAAAGAUCUAACGAGUUUAAAAACACUAGCGAAGACAGAACAGGAACCGACUAGCAACAGCCAUGAAAUGGAAAUACAUACAAAGAAAUAUUUAAAUAAGGAACCAAAAUAUUUAAAAACACAGAUGCCAGAUAUAGUUACGGGCGAGGAGGAAAACAGUGAACAAGAAGAGGAAAUGCACGAAAUAAUGAGCGAAGCAUUUUCGGACGAUACUUUCGACGAGGAAUUUAGGAAGGAACAGGAAGAGGAGAUGAAAAAGUCGCAGCCACAGAAUAUUGAUCUGAGCUUGCCCGGAUGGGGGAGUUGGACAGGGCCAAACAUUAAAAAAAGUAAAGUGCGUCGUAAGAAGAAACGAUUCAUAUUGAACAUGCCUAAAGAAAUGCCGCGUAGACCCGAAAAUCAGGGCAAAGUAAUUAUAUUUGAGGAUGAUGACAAAAAGUUGAAGAAACACCAAGUCAAGGAGCUACCAUAUCCAUUCACUAAGGUGAAGGAUUACGAAGCAACCCUCAGAGCUCCCAUCAGUCGGACCUUCGUCCCAAUGAACGCUCAUUUACAGAUAACUCAGCCGGCGGUCAUUACCAAACUUGGGCAGAUAAUCGAACCGAUGGAUGAUGAUAUAUUGAUGAAGAAGCCGAUAUUGAAAAAAACACUAAAACGACGUAUGGAUAAAAAAAAUAAUAGAAAAAAUAUCGCGAAGAAUGUUACAAAAAGACGCAAACCAAAUGUAACUGCGCAAGAUUGAUUAUACUAUUGGACAUUUCAUUAUUGUAUAUAAAACUUACAUUUUUCGAAUUAUUGAUUAAUAAAUAAUUAGUUACUUAUAA
Molecule: messenger RNA, 2537 nt
Organism: Cataglyphis hispanica
Lineage: Eukaryota; Metazoa; Arthropoda; Insecta; Hymenoptera; Formicidae
Product: U3 small nucleolar RNA-associated protein 14 homolog C
Exons: 6
Coding region: 86-2455 (789 amino acids)
Biological process (GO): rRNA processing
Cellular component (GO): nucleolus; small-subunit processome
Source: RefSeq, a predicted model, not a curated record